AUGGGGCCUAUUGGGAACAUCUCCCCGGGAGGGAGCAUAGCUCUAGGAAUCCUCGUUGGCCUGAUCUCGACUAGUGUUCAAAGUCUAGGCCUCACUCUGCAGCGAAAAUCACACAUAUUGGAGGACGAAAAGGGGCCGCACGAUGUUCGUCGCCCGCCAUAUCGGAGGAGGAGGUGGCAGUUGGGCAUGGCCAUGUUUGUCAUUGCGAAUAUCCUAGGGAGCAGCAUCCAGAUCUCGACGCUGCCGCUGCCCGUCCUCUCGACCCUCCAGGCUGCGGGCUUGGUGUUCAAUUCGAUAUGCGCGACGCUCAUCCUCAGCGAGCCCUUUACGCGAUGGUCGCUCUGCGGCACUCUGCUCGUCAGCAGCGGCGCGGUUUUAAUCGCCAUCUUUGGCGCCAUCCCAUCUCCAGCCCACGAGCUGGAUGAACUGUUGGAGCUACUGGCCCGAAAGCCCUUUAUCGUCUGGAUGAUACUGCAGGCGCUGUUUGUCGUGUCGUUUGCGAUUGUUACGGAUGUUGUCAGCAGCCUCUCCAGCCUGUCCCACAAUGCCAGAUUCCGCCUAAUCCGUGGCAUAAGCUACGGCGUCAUCAGCGGAGACCUCUCAGCACACUCGUUACUCUUUGCGAAAUCCGCCGUUGAGCUUCUUAUCAAGACGAUAGGCGGCAAGAACCAGUUCCUUCGCUGGCAAUCUUGGGCCAUUGUCUUGGGACUCGUUUCUCUAGCACUCUGCCAGCUAUACUAUCUCCACCGUGGCCUGAAGCUGGUCUCUACAUCUGUCCUAUACCCACUUGUUUUCUGCGUAUACAACAUCAUUGCCAUUCUCGAUGGCCUAAUUUAUUUCAACCAGACGAGCCUCAUCUCAACGGGCGACGCCUGUCUCAUUACCUUGGGAACAGUCAUUCUUCUUUCGGGAGUCCUAGCGCUAUCAUGGCGGCUGAGCGACGAGCAGCACGCCCCUGCAGUCGGUCAGUCCUCGUUAGCCCCUGGCUUAGGGCUCGUUGACGAUACUGAAGGAGAAGAAGAAUCACUAAUGGGCCCAGAAGCCACAGUUGAGAUUGACGAAGAGCUACCUUCCACGACAUACCAGACAUUCCCCGUGAUGCAUGGCGACACCACCCCACUGACGCCGACGCGCAAGAAAAGUUUGGGUUGGAUAGAGCGGGCUGAAAUCUGGGGGGAGUUGCAAGAUCAGGAUGAACCUACCUCGCCAAUGCGCUCAACCACGUUCCCAACAAGGACCGAAUCAUCGCCACUGUUGCCCCGGAUCGGGAGGGCGAUGAGUGGCGUCAGCGUUACAGGUCAGGUAGGCCCAAGCGCAGAUGUUUCACCUCGAAAAUUCACCCGCCGGCGGAGGAAGAGCACGGGGUUCCCCGGGUUGGUUGCGCGUCGUAAUCUUCGCAGGGAUUCUGCAUUUUCAGAAACACUGGGCGGUAUACUCUCGCUGAACUGGCUGAGACGCAACAGCAGCCGUGCCUCGGCGGGCAGCGGUAAUAGAAACGAAAGUAACUCUCCGCAUCAAAAUUAUAGAGACGAGCCAGAAGCGGGUUCGGAUGGCAGGGCCAACGACUCAAAUGUAUGA
This is a messenger RNA of Trichoderma harzianum CBS 226.95, 1578 nucleotides long. RefSeq lists its product as hypothetical. Gene Ontology annotation, cellular component: membrane. The transcript is spliced from 2 exons. The record is from RefSeq and is a predicted model, not a curated record. The coding region runs from base 1 to 1578 and encodes 525 amino acids. Lineage: Eukaryota; Fungi; Ascomycota; Sordariomycetes; Hypocreales; Hypocreaceae. Gene Ontology annotation, biological process: magnesium ion transport. Gene Ontology annotation, molecular function: magnesium ion transmembrane transporter activity.